AUGCAGCCUUCACUAGUCGCCGGCAUGCGCCGCAUGAUCAACACCAAGCUUCAGCCCACCAGAGUCAAAUAUGUUGCCCCCAAGGAUCAGAUUCAGAUGUGGAGAAUCGUCCGUGGUGACGAGGUGUUUAUUACCAGCGGAAAGGAGAAGGGCAAGACGGGAACGGUCAAGAAGGUCCUCAGGAGCUUGAACUCGCUCUUGAUUGCCGACAGGAACAUGGUCACGAAACACAUUCGUCCUCAGGCCGAGGACCCCACGAAGGCUACCAAGAUUCAAAUCGAGGCACCUAUUCACGUCUCUAACGUCUCCCUGAUCGAUCCCCAGACCAGACAGCCUGUGAAGACUCAUUACCGCGCGAUUGUGGACGAAACCACCGGAAAGUCAGAGAGGAAGCGUUUUGUUGUCGGAACAGAGGUGGAGGUCCCCAAGCCCAAGGCCGAUAUUGCCAAAUACAAGCUGGAGCGCGUCGACAGCCCCAAGGAUACCUCUGCCAAGGAUGCUCGGGAGGUCACAUUCAUCCCCGACAUCAACGUCCCACCAUUCCCUAGCAGCAGCAUCUUGGACGAGCUCAGGAACCCUUACUCCAAGUUCCGUUAA
Linnemannia hyalina is the source of this 597-nucleotide messenger RNA. The record is from the annotation of a GenBank genome assembly. Lineage: Eukaryota; Fungi; Mortierellomycota; Mortierellomycetes; Mortierellales; Mortierellaceae.